CUGCGCCGUGGCGCGCCUGCUGCGCACCCUUCGUGUGAGCGCGCAGCGAUGGGCAAAACUCCGCACGAGCUCAUGCGCGAGCAGAUGGACGAGCUGAUGGGCAAGGCCCGCGACGUGCCGCUCGAGGAGCGAGAGAAGGCGCUUCCCUCCUUCUCCGACCCGAGCAUCGACCGGUUCCACCUGUGCGGUUGCUCGCCGUACGAGCUGCUCAAGGGGACCAAGUUCGAGACGAUGCCGCAGCUGCAGCGCGACGGCUUCCUCAAGGAGCGCUCCGAGGCGCUGCGCGUGCAGUGGGAGGCGCUGCCGCAGGAGGAGAAGGACAAGUACGGGUACGAGCGCGAGCUGAUGCUGCUGCUCGAGCUGCUGGUGGACGAGCAGGACCGGCGGAUCGCAAAGGCCAAGGAGCGGUACGAGCGCGAGAACGCGCUGGUGCCGCCCAUCCCGGCCGAGACUCAGGCCGAGAUUGACCGGCUGCGCGGCGAGGUCAAGGAGCUGCAGGCGCAGUCCGAGGCGCUCGGCGAGCAGGGCGAGGUGGACGAGUCGAUGACGGCGUUCCGCAAGGCGGAGGCGCUGCAGCUGCAGCUGCAGGAGAUCGAGCGCAAGGCGCAGCCCCUCGCGGGCAAGAAGCAGUUUGUCGACGAGGUGUCCGGCCUCGUCUGGUCCUCGACCGACAACGAGUCGCGCAUCGAGGACCUGCACUCGGGCAAGAUCCGCGAGCGGCGCGACGAGCGGCGCGGCUCCGAGUCGCGGCGGAGCUACGACGACCGCGGGCGCGACCGAAGCUACGGCGACCGCGGGCGCGACCGGUACGAUGAGCGGUACGACGAUCGGCGCCGCGAGCGGCGCGAGUAUGACCGGCGGGACUACGACCGGUAUGACGACCGCCGCUACUGAGACGUGCGGCCCUCCCGCAAGCCACUGCUCUCUGGAGUCACUGCUCUCUGGAGUCACUGCUCUGGAGUGACUGCUCUGGAGUGAUUGCUCUCUCGCGGCGGAGCCUGCGCGCACCCAUGCCUGUGCGGAGGGCGGAGCGCGCUGUCCCGAGCUCUGCUGCCUCUCGCGCCACCUCUUAGGACUGCUGGGGAAGAUGUGUGUGGUGAGUCUCCCCCGCCCCCCCGCCCCCCUCCAUGCCCCACCUCCGCUUCUCAGCCAGAGGCAACCUCCACUCUUGCGCCGUCGUCGGCAACUGCUGUCAUCCGGACGUCGAGAUCGGGUGAGCGCCCUAGUCUGCAGGGCCUUUCUCACUUGUAGCUCACGCUGGGCCAGCGCGGGCCCCUCGCUCUUAUUUGCGCGCGUGGGUGGGGCGUGUGCGUGUGGGGCGUGUGGCGGCUGUGUGGCGGGGGCGUGGCCGUACCCUAGCGUGGCGUCCCCUCCUCCGCCCGUUCGCGACCCACACCGGACGAAAAAUUCCCGAGUAAGAAAA
This is a messenger RNA of Emiliania huxleyi CCMP1516, 1423 nucleotides long. RefSeq lists its product as hypothetical. Gene Ontology annotation, molecular function: mRNA binding. Gene Ontology annotation, cellular component: U2-type prespliceosome; U1 snRNP. The coding region runs from base 49 to 894 and encodes 281 amino acids. The transcript is spliced from 3 exons. Gene Ontology annotation, biological process: mRNA splice site recognition. NCBI's taxonomy places the organism in Eukaryota, Haptophyta, Isochrysidales, Noelaerhabdaceae. The record is from RefSeq and is a predicted model, not a curated record.